CCUGUGUAGUGUACCCACAUGUCACCAAAGGGUCAGACAUGGUCACCUAUGGUCAUCUCAUCCACACCAUCACAUUGCUCAGACAAGGACAUACACGGACAUCAAACGUACAGCCACCAUUAAACUGGACUCAGAUGCUGUAACCUGUACCUAAUAUACAUUUGACCUAAGGUUUACACUGUAUUACUACUGAUAUAGACUAAUAUUGGUCUGUGUGGCAUUGGACUACUGGUGUUGUUGUGACCUAUGGGGCUGACUUGUUGAAGGGCCCAGCUGAUAGACCCCCAGCUGGUUGGUAAACAGCUGACUGGCUGGCUGAUGUGUAGAGACUAGUCAGUACUGUCACAACUGCAGGUCAGGGAUGUGUGGACAGAGAGCUCCAUGUACAUAAACUGUGGACUAUGUAGAUAACGUGUGCAAUAUAUAUUUUAUUUAUUUAUUUAUUUAAUUUAUUUAAUUUAUUCAACUAUUUAUUGGAAAAAACUAGCGAGAUCAGUAUGACUUGUCUCGUUCAGAACACUACAACACCAUCAGUUGGAGACUCCAACAGUGGUUCAGGCUGGGCCCCCCUGUAUGGGGGAGGGACACACCUAGACCAGGAGGCCAUCCAAUACAUACACAAGUUCUACUGUAAGGACUGUCGCAUGGAGGAGGAGAAGGCCAAAGCAGCUGCAGCAGCCGCAAGGGGAGACAGUCCACAGGGGGGUGGGGACACCUCGGACACACCCCCUGAACAACAACAACAACAACCUAUCAGUCCAGAGGCUAUGCUAGAGGAGAUGUCCUUACAACAAAGCAUGGACAAAAACAAAGAAUCCUUGAAGCGUAAGCUGAUGAUGAGGCGAUCUGUGACAGAGCUGGUGGAGCAGGGCAUCUAUCCUCCUCUGAAAACACCACCUGCAUUUGCGGAACAGAGAAAACAUCUCGAGCGAGCUAAGACUGGGGAUUUGUUACGACACAAAAUCAUACAUCGUCCUGACCGACAACUACUGGUACAACAGCACAUAUUAGAAGAUACAAAAAUAGACCCUUCUCUGCAUGAACGACAACGUCUGUUGAAGCGUGCUCGACUCGCAGAUGAUCUCAAUGAAAAGCUCCUUCACAGACCUGGCCCACUGGAUCUUAUACGAGGCAACAUUCUAAAAACUGAAGAUGAAACGCUCACAGACGCUAUCACAGAUGGAGUCGUGCAGUUACAAGUUCCAGACAACAAAGAUUCCAAGUCGUUCCAUUUUGUGUUUGAUGAUGAUAGUAGCGAAGGAGCGCCUUCUCCGUCCCAGACCGAGGAGUCUGGAAUGUCGGACAUUGGAAGUCCUCCAGUGGUGCCCCCUGCGCCUGAUCCACCACCGCUUCAACUCAAAACACGACAGACAACUAUCACAGCCCCUACUUUCACCAAGAUGUCACCUCUCAAUACUCAGUCCAUAGCUGUUCUCAGCACUCCCAUUACUUCCUUCUCUGGUUCUCUAUCGUCAUCUUCAUCAUCCAAGAAUGGAAACUCUGGUAAUGGCAUUAACAAGGCCUCACGACAGAAAAAGUCAAAGCCAAAAACCUCAUCAAAGUCAAAAGUGAUAAAAUUUCAUGAAUACAAGGGACCGCCGAGUGCAUCAAAAUCACAAGUGACAUCCACUGUAACAUGUACAGCAUCUCCUUCACAGAGUACUACCAUAAGUUCUACUCCACCAGCUAACGAUACUAAAUACAAUCUGAUGCUUCAGCAGCAACAGUUAUUUCUGCAGUGGCAGUUGGAGUUUCAGCAGAAGAACCUCCCAGUCCCUGUUACCCUACUACCACAACAGAAGGUGGAGUCAAGUACAGCGUUGUCACCAGGACAAAGUGUUGCUGGAAGUGUUAUCAUGACCUCUGCUAUCAACAGUCCUCCCACGUUUGUCAGUAGUCCACCCACAGUAGUGCAAGCUCAAGGCGUGGUACCAGCUCAAGGGCUGCUGCCCCCACAGAACGUUGUCCCUGCCCAAGGAAUGUUAGCCACACCGUCAGUAGUACCAGCACAAGGCCUGGUACCCUCACAGGUUGCUACGACAGUAGUGUCAACAUCUUUACUGCAGUCUUCUACAGUUCCCCACACCGUGAUCAAACAACAACCUGCACAACUUCAAACUGUGUCACAGCCUCAGGUUCAAAAAGUGCAACAGGUGCAAGUGCAAAGUGGACAAUCUGUGGUGCAAAAACCUGGGUCACAGGUACGAACACACACACACCCAGUAUCUCAGACACAUCACUCUAAAUCUCAGAACAAGUCUAAUCAUAUAGUGCAGAAACCAUUUGCUAACUUGGAGGACAUGAAAGUGGCUGAUCUAAAACAGGAACUAAAGAAAAGAAAUUUGCCUGUGUCUGGUCCUAAACCUCAGUUGAUAGAAAGGUUAAAGCCUUAUGUUGAUGUGAUCAUUGGAGUGGCACAGGGAUCAGUAAGCACUAGUGUGUCAAAUGAUAACUCAUCAUCAUUAAUCAAGAGACCUGUGCCAACGAUAGUGAGUGUGAAGUCUAUUCCUCUAACACCACUAGAUGAGGCUGUAUGUAUGCAGUCUCCUCCUUGCUCCCCAAAGACAGAACAAACCAUUACAACUACUCCACUUUCGCCAGAAAUUAUGGAUAUUGCUCAAUCAGCACUAAAUGCUCAGAAUAAAGGGGGACCACUCACUCUGAGUCAGUCCUCAAUUCCUAUGGCAAUUGACAAUUCUAGGCCUCCAUCUGUAGCCCCUAUGGACAUAACAAUGGAUGUAGAUGGACCUAUAGAUAUUCGUAGAUUCUCUCCCACAAGUGUCAGUCAGGCUGUGACUCCACCAGUGACAGCAACUGUCACAUCACCUAAGCCACAGUCUCAACCCCAACUCCAGACACAGCCUGCACCUCCAGUCAAACAGGCUAAUUCCCCCCCUGGGGCUGCGCCGCAGAUUAGUAGUGAAAUCUUGCUCCAACAACAACGUCGCAUAGCACAGCUACAGAAGGAGCUUGAGGAGUCACAAAUGAGGCUGAAGCUGCAACAGAUGCAACAUCAACAUCUUCAACAACAACAGCGGCAUUUACAACAACAGCAGACAACACACCUCGCACAACAGCCAGCCUCACCCCCACAGCUGUCCCAGCAGCCAAACUCACCCCCACAACAAGUGAUACAGCAGAUAAUCCAGCAGCCAACCUCACCCCCUCAGUUUAUGCAUCCAAGCCCACAGCCAACCCCCCCUCCUCAAAUCUUACAUGCCAUGACCUCUCAACCAAAUUCACCUCCGAUGAUUUUACAACAGCCUCUGUCACCACCUCAGUCAGUACAACAGCCAAUAUCCCCUCCACAGUUGAUACAGCAGCCUAUAUCCCCUCCGCAACAGCCUUUGUCCCCACCACAAAUGCUGACAACAGUGACUCUAGGCGAUGGUAAGAUCUCGCCAAUACCCCAGAGUGUGGGCAUGACCAAACUGGUGCAGAUUCCCACUCAGUCGUUGCAUUCUAUGAUUGGUAACCCGCCUGUACUGACGGCGGCACAUGGCCUCCAACUUGCCCACCAUGGCAUUCCUACAGUUAUGGUUGCCACCAGUGCUGCAUCAGACAACAAACAACAAGGUGCCAAACCAAACCUCACAGAUUUCUUUAAAACACAGUCACUGCAUCAGAGUCUCAACAUAGUUAAACCUGGAACAUCUAGCUCGGCUGCCAUGUUCAAACAGCCAACUUUACUUGUGACUUCCGGUGCCAAGACGAUAACCUUGACUGCUCCACUCAAUGGACUAGCCACCACGAGGACAACCUCCUUGCCAUCUUCUCCUGUUGAGGCCAAAAUGUCACUAGGGAGAACGAUGUCAAACCCAUUUUUUGUGCCACAGAAGGAACCUCCAAAGUAUGACGAGGCUGUGAGGAACAAACACAACUCACAACAGGGACCUGGAGCAAUAGAGAUCACUAAUGCUAUAGUACCUAACAAAAUUCCUGUAAAAAGUCAGGCGAUGGAUGACGUUCUGGAGAUCCUCAUAAGGACCGGGGAAUUGCCACCAAGUGCUGCCCAAGAACCUCCUCCAACACCAAAGACAACGACACAAAACGCGACCAUACCUUCUAGUGUGUCGCAGUCAAGUGUCGCUAUGACCACAACCACCUCUACAACCACUGUUGUAUCAUACCCUGUGACCUGUUCAGAACAGUUUCCUGGGCUGUCCUCUACGUUCACAGCAACAGCCCCAUUAGACUCUGCAGCAGAAAGUAUCUCCUUGCUGCUCAACAGCCCACAGCAGGUGUCAUCUCUGUGUGUGAAACAGGAGAGUUCCACUCCACCACCAUUAAUGGUGGCCAAUGUGUUGUCACCGGACACUCACGACCUACUGGAUAUAAAUGACUACAUGUUGAACCAGGAUUUGAACUCAAUGGAUUGGACGUCCGACCAAUCAUUCACUCUAGACUUGAAUGACACUUCUUCAAUGAACAUGCAGACAGACCAAGAAAUGAAGUGUGAUGGAGUUAAUGACUUCUUAAAUGUGCCAUUGUUACAAGGCGGCAAUAAUAAAGGGGCACCCCAUGGGUCUGAACCUGACCUCACAGGGCUGGGACUCACAGAAUCAGAUAACUGUCCUAAUAACCAGAUGGAUGUGUCUGAUUGGCUGGAUGUGAUCAUGCCCAGUACAGGGUUAACCCCACUCAGUGCUAAUCCACCCACGUCAUUCCCCUCGGACCCUAUCCUCACCCCCAAAACACAGCAGGAGGUUCUAGAAUUAUUCAACUUUGAUGAUACAGACUUCAAUACUCCUACAGAUCUACAUAGUGGUAUCAAUUGGGAAAAACUGACAGAAACAACAGGAUCUAGUUAGUGAAAAGUAUCAUCGCUGGCUCUAGAUAUUGUAGAGUGUCGAAGCUGGCUCUAAAAUUCUAUAUAUACUUUUAAUGAAGCUCAUAUUGAAACAAAAUUUCAACAAUGAAAUUUGAACAAAUUUUGAAUGUGGUGCUUAUUAUUAUAAGUUUGGACCAAGACAUUCAAGUGAGACAGGUGCAGAAAUACAUUUUUUUAUUCUUUUAUAUUAGAAAGGCAAGAUGGGGAGUUGUUUGUAACUAAAUUCUUCAGUGUAAAAACACUGCUUAUGGUCACCUGAUGGAUUGAUCAGUAUACAUACAUACAGCUGUGUGUACAAGUAAAAUUAUAAACAAGUGGAACGCAAAGACUAAUAGAAGUAUUCCUUCUUUUUUUAAAAACAAUAUAAAAAAAUAAAUUUUGCAUAUUGAUAGCUAUUUGCAGUGCUGGUAUUGGUUUGUUGUCACUGAUAUUGUAUUAAAAUUGCAUUGUUUUUCUGUUUUUUUUUUGUGAUUUAGAUUGUGAGACUUGUAGUCCAUACACUUGUAUAUGUUUACCAUUACUAGUAGCACUAACACCAAAACUUUCUGGUUGAAUGUGUCCCCCCAUGUUAAAAUGUCUCAUUAAUCAUCAGUCUGCUACUCACAAUGACUCUGUCAUGUUUUGUGGGUCCAUUCAUAUCGGAAUGUUUAAUUUGCAUUGAUUGUCUUCUCAGUGACAGAGUCGUUGCGACUAGCAGAUUCUCCAAACACAUAUAUAUGUAAUUGUUUUAAUUUUUGUUUCAUUUUUCAACUCAUUGCUGUGUUCGAAUGCAUUCCAUCCCGAAGAAAACAUUUUCCUUAUUUCUCCUAAAUUAAAUUAUUUAUUAAAAGAAUCCUUAUUUAUUAUUUAAUAAAUCUUAUCCGCAAAGUGGAGCUACCAGACAAGUAUGUAAUAUUGGGGACCAUUUUUCAUGCCAACAUGAACCAAGCAGUGUAAGCUUUUAUUUCCUGGAGCCGUCUUUGGUUUCCAUGGCAAUCAAUUUGAAUAAAAAGAGCUAUCCUAAAUGUAGGAUAGCCUUGACAACGUGUAAUGUUAAGUAGUCUCCUACUUUUGUAAGUCAAUCCAUCAUCCAAUUUUAAAUCAUUGUCUAGGGUUAAUAGUAGAAAUACUUUUGAUUUCAAAAUGGUUGCCAUGUUACCAUGGAGGCUGCGACCAGAUGAGGGCACAGUAUCCAAGACCAUAUUUACAUGAGAAUUGCAUGCAUAUGUAUUUUUUAUAAGUAGGAGAAUGUGAAAACAUUGAUGCCUGGUUGAGAUUUAGGAUAGCUACUUAUGCUGGUGAGAGUGAGAAUGAUCUAUGUAGGUUUAAUGAAUGAAACUAUUAGCAUGAAGAAUCUCAGAUGAAAUUCAUAGGUAAGCACUAGGUUUUUAGAUUUUUUUCUCAUACAUUCCCCCAUUCCCUGGUACUACCACUUUGCAUUCAUUACCAUGGCAAUUGUAACCUCUGGCCAAUCACAGGGCACAUCACUUGUUAUCUAAUCUAGGCACCAGCCAAUGGCAAGCUUAGCCUUCUCUCUAUGCACUACCAGUUUCACUGUGGCAUCAUUCUUCAAAGGUAAUUUCAUGAUUCAAAUUUAAAAAUAAACAUUUUAUACAAAUGUAGAAUGGGUGUAUUUAUAGGUAUUAGUAAAUAUUACAGAAAUUUAGGCAAUGUUUGUUGCUGAGUUCUGUCCAUCAUGUGUUGAUUACGCUGGCCUAACACUACAGCAGUGACAUUUCUUACUACCAAAUUUAUCUUCCUUCUGUUGUUUGAAGGGCACUGUUUGGCAGUUCUUUUAUAGGCUAAAAUAUACAGUAAAACCUGAGUAAGCCAAGGUCAAAGGGACCACAAAAAUAUUCCAGUUAUCCUAGACGAAAUUAAAGUUUUCCAUUUCUGACAACUGUUCAGAGUGACAUUUGCUUACAUAUUAAGCCAUGUAAAACUAUAAAGUGUCAAUACAGCAGAGAUAUCAUAAAUAAAGUAUCUAGCGUUUUAACAUAUCCAAGAUAAUAGAUAACUUCAAUUAGAUUUCAUAUUUGAAUGAAGCCAUGUCACAGUCAACAAUGUGAUGGUGACUGAAGUAGAGAAUACGGUAAACCUUCCACCAACCAACCUCUAGUUCUAACUGUUACCAUAGUAACAACUUUGAUAGGCCCUGUAUCACCGACACUACUGGUCUGUCUGUGUGGGAGGUGUGUCAGUGGAAUGGUGUGGGGGUUGAAGGUUCAUAGCCAUAGUUACCAGGUAUACAAUUCUGCUGACCAUACCGCAUAUUCAUCGAACAUCCCACAGCAUAGAUUUUUUAAAACAUAUUUCCUUUUAACACAAUAAAAGUUUUAGAGAUUUUCUUUAACAAUAAACAAUGUAUUGAGAUUUUAACAUAUCUUGUUUGAAGUUAUCAAUUUUUUUCCUUUUUCUUUUUUAAUCGUAUAGUAGUAUAUCUGAUAAUGUAGUGUUAGAAGUAGGCUAGAUUAUUUCAAAUUAAUAAGUUCUAACGGUAUCUUAUUACUUCAGGAGUACAUGUAUGAUUCAGUUUGAUUUUCAUGUGAGUUAAGGUUUUAAGAUUUUAAAAGAUAAAUAUCAUUUGAAAUCUAAUGGCAUUGAAGUGGAUUGUACAGGUGUUAUAUGUAAUCUACACGUGUGUUAUUUAUAGGUUUUAUUUACAGAGUAUAUAAACCUUUGUUAUAUCAAAAACUUGUACACGUUAUUGUAGCCUGUGUCAUCAUAUUCACAGCCUGAUCAUUAGAGAACAAAUUUGAAGUAAGUCUUUUGAGGAUUGUAAUUACAUUUUCAUAGCCUUACUGACAGUAAAAGAAAUUCUGAAGGCCUAGUUUUAUUACAGAAGUCACAGAGACUUUGGGGUUUAUUUUGAAUAGAUAAUUUCUCUGUGAAUAUCAGGGGUUCAUAUUUCAUCUUUUCAAUUUUUUGUACAUUAAAAAAAAUGAAAAUUUGAGAAUUUUUUAGGAGAUGAAGUGUAAUCACCCUUUUAUUGUUAGGUACAUUUAAGAGGUCAAUUACGAUUUUAAAGUUCAAACAUAGGAUUGUUGGUACUAUAGGACACUACCCUGGUGUUACAGAGCUGUGAAGCCCUAUGUUGGUACUAUAGGACACUACCCUGGUGUUACAGAGCUGUGAAGCCCUAUGUUACAUUUGUUAGUGAUUCGCAUCUGUGUAAAUAUGCAAAUCAGAUUACUCCCAUUGUUGGGACACAAUUCUCCUUUAAAUGUAUGAGAUUGUCUUUCACUGUUGCAUGAUAGUUUGGAUAUUUUUGUAAAAUGUUGGGAGAUUAUAGUUCAGACAGAGACACCAAAGGACGUAUACAUUGUAAGGUAUUGUAUAUUACAUUGUAAAACAUUACUUUGUGUUACACAUUGUAUUACAAUGUAUAAUGCUGAUGAAUCUUGCCGAUUUGUAAUUCAAGAUGAGAAACAUAAAAUUAUGUAUGUGAUGUAAAAAAAAAUUGCAGGAAAUUUAUUAACGAGUGAAAUAGUUAAAUUUUGUGUAUAAAAUGUAAAAUGUAGUUAUGUUUUUAUUACAUGAACCUGAUAGUGAUAAAAUAUAUUGUUUUUUUCUUGGCUUUACCGGUUAAUCUAUGACCUUCCUCACUGUUAGUGUAGAAUAAUUUAAGCAUGAAUUCAAGUCUUUGUCUUUAUACUUAGUGUCCAAAUUUUAAAAGGUGUUUACAAAUAUCUCUAUUUCAUCCCCACUAUACUCAGGGAGGCUGCUCCAAUUGAUCUACACUAUCCAUCUUAAUGAAAACAAUAUUUGAUGAAAUAUAGAUCUAGUAACAGAUCAAAAACAUAAAUACUUUGAAAAUGGGUUAUGUAAUGAGGUGUUGGGUGAGGUGGUCCUACAGGCAAGCCCUACACAUGUAUACAGAUGUAUACAGGUGAACCUGAACAGAUACUGGUACAUACAGAUGAACCUGGUACAUACAGGUGAACCUGAACAGAUACUGGUACAUACAGGUACAUACAGGUGAACCUGGUACAUACAGGUACCUACAGGUGAACCUGGUACAGAUACUGGUACAUACAGAUGAACCUGGUACAUACAGGUGAACCUGAACAGAUACUGGUACAUACAGGUACAUACAGGUGAACCUGGUACAUACAGGUACCUACAGGUGGACCCAAUAUAUACAGGUACCUUCAGGUGAACCCGUUACAUACAGGUACCUACAGGUGAACCUGGUACAUACAGGUACCUUCAGGUGAACCCGAUACAUACAGGUACAUACAGGUGAACCUGAUACAUACAUAUAUAUAAGUGCUGGUACAUACAGGUACCUACAGGUGAACCUGGUACAUACAGGUACCUACAGGUGAACCAGAUGCAUACAGAUGCAUACAGGUGAACCCUGUACAAGUAAACCUGGUACAUACAUGUAAACCUAGUAAAUACAUGGUAAGGAGGCUCAGCUAACAGUAUCUUAGGUCAACAAAAGAAAUAGAUGAAGAAUUUAUCUGUUUUUCACAUGAAAAAACAAGAGUAGGAGGAAGGUCAUAUUAGUCUGUAUAUCUAGUCACACUGACCAAACUCUGUCUUUUCUUUCAAAGUGACCACUGGUCAGCUCUGUUUGCUCACAGUUGUUAAAGUGACACCAACGUUUUUACGACAUGUUGUAUGUGCCUUAAAUACAUCUGUGAACAUUGGACAUAUCUGUUGUAGUUUGCGUUUUCUGUUAUUUUGUUCAUUGAUUUCAUUGUUAUAUAAUUAUAUACCUUUUGGAGAAAUCAAACAAGCUAAAAUAAAUGAGUUUUCCACACUGUGAUUUUCCCUUUCUCUGUAUGUGUUAUCACAGAUUGUCAUUGUUAGCAUCACUUCUACACAGUGUGGGUAUACGUUGGUUAAAGUCGUUAUACUGACAUAUUGGCUUGGAAUUGGUUUCUCCAUCAGGUCCACAUGUCACGUGACUGUGAGAGUAUAGUAAUUACAUAUUUAUUAUGUUUUUCUCUCCAUAUAUCUGUGGUCAUAUCAUUGGUUGGUUUGCACUAGGUCAGAGACAUAUUUCCCCAUGUGCAUGCGCUGUGUCUUAUAUAUAUAAGCUGUAUGGUUGAAUAUAUUUUCUUAUGAAAAGUAAUAUAUUAUUUAAGACAGUAGAACUGUAGCUUGUACAGUGUGAUGUACCAACACACACAGUCCUAUAUAAAACUAUUGUACAAAUUUGCUGUGUGCUUUUGCUUAUUCCUGCUGUUAUUUCUCACCCACAGUUUCCACAAUUUACCCGUGUGAGCCAACAUUCGAGUAUAUAUUAUCUCUUACUGAUUUUAUCUUGCACACUUUAUGUAACUUAAGCAGUUUGCUAAAAGUAAUAACAGGAUUUGAAAUUUCCAUAAAAAUACAAGAAAUAACCUUGGUUCCCCCAUACAUGUACCAUGUCUGUACAAUUUUACAACUGAAAACUUUGUUUUACUAAUGAGUUUCUACAAAUGGACCCAACAGAGGUUAAUGUCGUUUGCCAACUUCAACUUUUUUGUUUAUAACUAAAUCUGCCACUUGAGGUUUAAUGUUUUGUAUGUACGACAUUACAGCAUGCUUUAAUGUUACAGCCACCUCUAACAAUCUAUAGAGAAACUGUGGUUUUUGUAAAUUACCUUGAUGUUUAAAAAAAACUUUCUGCAUUUACAUUUGAAAUUUGUCCUUUUUAUCCUAACAUGUAAAAAAAAAAAACCUACAGAACUGAUCAAAUUUUGAUAUAGUUGUCAAAGUAAAUGGCUUGUUCCAUGAGGAAAGACAUGGUAUGUAUGGGUCUAUACCUAUAUCGUGUGGUGGGAAUCACUACACUCACAGCUUUGUUUCCUCGCUAGUACAAUAUUAUGUGUCGUUUGACAUUCCAUAAAGUCAUAUAUCUGCUUUUGCAUUUCAGAAAAUCAUUUCUGUAUUGAAUGUGUUCCAUGGCGUAUCCUUCUGAGUCUUCUCAAUUCUAUGAUUUUGUUCAUAAAGAAAAUUUGGUACUUAUAAUAGUGAUGGAUACAGAUAUCUACGCGACUCGUUGAGUUUCUGUAGUAACAUUUGGUACUUAAUAGUGAUAGAUACAGAUAUCUACACGACUCGUUGAGUUUCUGUAUUACUAUUUGGUACUUAAUAGUGAUAGAUACAGAUAUUUAUGCGACUCGUCGAGUUUCUGUAGUAACAUUUGCUGCUUUUUGUCAAUAACAUGUGCCAAAAAUUUGUUAAAGUCUUUUGUAUGUUGAUAUGAAAAACAUGAGUUUACUGUAAAACUAUUUUGUAUAUUGAUACCAAAAACAUGAGUUGAGAUAUUAUCAUGGAUAUUUGUCAGUAGGGGGAGUGAAAAACUUUGGAGCCAUUAUUUCUGUAACUGCUUUUGAUUGUUAUUACCAAACAAAUUUCAUAUCAAAACAAAUUAAUAUAAAUCUUUCAGAACCAUGCAUUUUCAAAUGAUUAUGAAAUUGAUUAGGAAGAUUAUCUCCCUUGGAAAGGAAAUCUUCAAAAUGUUGACAAAAAGAUAAUGCAAUAUGUGGUUUAGGCUGACAUACAUUUAGAUAAUAAUGUAAUAUCAUAGUUUGUUAUAAGAUAAUAAUACAGAUGAAAUACUGAAUAUUUUGUCAGGUAACCACAGUAUUGUAUUCUUUAAAGGCAAUGUGUGUACGCUUUCUCUGGGUGAACCAGAAAUUACAAGUAUCAUUCAAGGUGUGUCAUAUGGAACAUGUUGAGUCACCAGACACAACAUAAAGAAUGUGUAGUAAUUGUUAUUUUAUGAUGUGACCACUACACCAAGGAAGUUACAUACUACAUCAGGUGUGUAAUGGUAAACUGUCACCUAUAUACCAAGUCAUAACAAAAUUAUGUACUCUAUAUCAACACUUACAUGUACUCGGACAUGUUUUGAAAUGACUUUGUAUAUUAAACAAGUUAUGAUUCCGGUGCUUGAUAUGACACUAUUUGUAUCAUUUACAGGGAAAUCUCUUCACAAAUCACCUCUCAACUAUGUAACACCUAUUUGUACAGUUAUUAUCAGUCUUGUGACAUAUCAGCCAUUUCUUAUGCAUAAUAUGAUUCACAUGUUCCAUUGAAACAUCAGGUAGGGCACAUAGGGAAUCUCGCUUCACAGUUGAAAUAUCAAACACAAAUUCAUGUAUUUUUACUUUGGAAAUUAAUUAUGUCAAAUUUUAUCAAUUUUUCUUAUAACCUGACCAAUAUGACACCCCUGGGCCCCUCCCUCUGGGCCCUUCCCUUGGGCCCCUCCCUCUGCUGCCCUAGUCUGUGUGGCCUGUAGCAGUUGUUCUACUGUAUAUACAUUGACAGCUCUGUACAUGCUUGAUACCACAUGGAUCAUUAGACCCAACUAAUAAAGGAGAGCUUGAUGUUACUCUUA
Molecule: messenger RNA, 12149 nt
Organism: Pecten maximus
Lineage: Eukaryota; Metazoa; Mollusca; Bivalvia; Pectinida; Pectinidae
Product: myocardin-related transcription factor B-like
Exons: 10
Coding region: 498-4811 (1437 amino acids)
Source: RefSeq, a predicted model, not a curated record